GCGUACAGGCAGGCGCACUACACCUCCUCCUAUGUGAAGCAGGCUAGAUGCUAAGUUAGCCGCAGCGUUGGCCUCACAGACUACACGUCCGCUAAAAGACACACGACAUCGCUCUCGGAGAACCGGCCGAGCCCGGCGGUCUACACAUCCCAAGGGUGAGAGGGUAAAUUGGAUUCGGCCUGCAGCAGCCUAGUGUUCAACAACAACAAACCUCGCAAUGGGCAAAAAGACUCGCGAAGAAGACGACUCGUCCUCCGAUGAGGAAGAAUAUGUUGUGGAGAAGGUGCUGGACAGGAGGGUGGUGAAGGGCAGAGUCGAGUUCUUCUUGAAGUGGAAAGGAUACUCAGAGAAGCACAACACCUGGGAGCCAGAGAAGAAUCUGGAUUGCCCAGAACUUAUUUCAGAAUUCAUGAAGACCUACAAGAAAAGCAGCAGCAGCAGCACUAGCAGCAGUGGUGGUGGUGGAAGCUCCACACCAAGCAGCGGGGCCAGCAAAUCCACCGCCGGCCCCUUGGGAAGGACCAAAGACUCCAGCAGCUCGAAGAAGAGGAGCUCAGAUGAUGAUGAGGAAGGUGGAAGUAAAGCCAAAAAGAAAAAAGAGGAAGACAUUUUAGUUGCUCGUGGCUUUGAAAGAGGACUUGAGCCUGAGAAGAUCAUUGGAGCAACUGACUCCUGUGGGGACCUCAUGUUCCUUAUGAAGUGGAAAGACUCUGAUGAGGCUGAUCUUGUGCUUGCCAAGGAGGCCAAUCACAAGUGCCCACAGAUCGUCAUAGCCUUCUAUGAGGAGCGUCUCACCUGGCAUGAAGACAGUGACAAGAAGGAGAAGGACGCUGUCACUGCGUGAGGGAAUCACCUCAGGAGGAAAUGGGACCUCCUCCACUGCAGGGACAAGCUUGAUUCAGACAUUUUUCACAACCAAACCUCCCACCCUUCCUCUUUACCAUGUCCAACAACAGAGCACAAGGGGCCCAGACUGCUGAGAAUAGUCCACCAGACAGAAGGAGACGCUGACAUGGAUGGAUGGAUCGUAUGCUACUGGGGAGGGUUUUUGCUGUUCUAUCUUUGUAUUUUUAACCCUUUUUUUUUUAAUUUUUUUUUUUAUGUCUUAUCACAUUUUUAGUGCUUACAGGAUACGAUUUUAAGUCGGAAAGAUAUUUUGCAUCCACUUGUGCAGAUGGUCAUCUUUUAAAACUCAGAAUAUCGUCUUGGAAGCCAGGAUCGGGACAAGCUGAGUAAACUAUGAGCUUGUCCUGAGCUGGGUACACAAACCCCACCCUAAUGUAGACAGCGCCGAUUUUCUUUUGAAGAACCCAAUGGUAAUGAGAACCUAGAAUUUGAUAUAGAGGAAGCAACCGCAGCAGCAUUUUCCUCACUGCAUAAUCACUUCCUUUUUUAGAACUUUUUAUCUCGUGUAGAUGUCUCAGUUUGUUCUGUCUGCUGAGAAAUAAGCGAUUCGGUUUGUAAACUUACUGAGGAAGCCGGCCAACUCAUAUCUUUAUUAUAUAGUGAUGAUACCCUCGUUAAAACUUUUUUUUUUAAAUGUAAUUGUAUGCUUUUUAUCUCUUGUGAUAUCCAAGUUCUAACAUAUGAAUGUUGUGUUGUUUAUACAGUUUCUUUAUGCCACCACCAUUCAAAGAAAAGGACAAUAAAACGAUUUUAUGGAG
Platichthys flesus (European flounder) is the source of this 1664-nucleotide messenger RNA. It is a transcript of the gene cbx5, whose product is annotated as chromobox homolog 5 (HP1 alpha homolog, Drosophila). Bases 218 to 844 code for a protein of 208 amino acids. Gene Ontology annotation, biological process: negative regulation of transcription by RNA polymerase II; chromatin organization. Gene Ontology annotation, cellular component: pericentric heterochromatin; nucleus. The record is from RefSeq and is a predicted model, not a curated record. Lineage: Eukaryota; Metazoa; Chordata; Actinopteri; Pleuronectiformes; Pleuronectidae. The transcript is spliced from 5 exons. Gene Ontology annotation, molecular function: chromatin binding.